AGGCGAUUCUGCGCUGCUCUAGUGUUUUUGUUGCCUGCUCGUGUAGCCUUUGUUCCUUCAGAAGAAGAGUCGACCAUGCCGACCGUAAGCGUCGGAAGAGAUCGUCUAUUUGCUGCCCUCGGAAGAACUUAUUCGCAGGAAGAGUUCGAAGAGCUGUGCUUUAGGUUUGGAAUUGAGCUUGAUGAUGUUACGACAGAGAAGGCGAUUAUUAGGAAAGAGAAGCAUUUGGAAGAAGAAGCUGAUGAAGAUGAAGAAGUCAUCUACAAGAUUGAAGUCCCCGCAAACAGAUACGAUUUGCUCUGUCUUGAAGGGCUUGCUCAAGCACUGCGCAUUUUUAAUAAGCAGGAGGCGACACCCAGCUAUAAAUUAACCAAUAUAACCAAGGAAUCUAUGCACAAAAUGCAUGUAAAACCUGAGACUUCCUCGAUUCGUCCUUACGUGGUUUGUGCUGUUUUGAGAGACAUAACUUUUGAUGAAGCAAGUUAUAAUAGUUUUAUUGAUCUGCAAGACAAACUUCAUCAGAACAUAUGUCGACGGAGAACCCUCGUUGCCAUUGGAACUCAUGAUCUGGAUACACUUGAAGGCCCUUUCACCUAUGAGGCUUUGCCACCAACAGCUAUAAACUUUGUGCCACUGAAACAGACGAAGAGUUUCAGAGCUGAUGAGCUGAUGGAGUUCUAUAAAUCAGAUUUGAAGCUGAAGAAGUUCUUGCACAUAAUAGAAAAAUCACCUGUAUUUCCCGUUUUGUUUGAUCGCAACAGAACUGUUUUGUCUUUACCACCAAUUAUCAAUGGUGCACAUUCGGCUAUUACUUUGAAGACAAAGAAUGUGUUUAUUGAAUGCACUGCAACUGAUCUGACAAAGGCAAAUAUUGUAUUGAAUACUAUGGUGACUAUAUUUUCAGCGCUGUGCAAAAAGAAGUUUGAAAUCGAGCCAGUUGAAGUGGUAUAUUCUGAUGGGAAGUCAAGUAUUUAUCCGGAGCUAUCUCUCUACAAUAUGGAAGUUUCUCUGUCUUAUAUCACUAAUUGCAUUGGAGUCUCAUUGGAGGCAGAAGAGGUUACCAGUUUGUUAAAUAGGAUGCAAUUACACGCUAAGCAGUCAAUGUCUGGUGACAAGUCUAGUAUAACUAUAUCAGUGCCCCCAACAAGGAGUGAUGUGCUUCACGCAUGUGAUGUCAUGGAGGAUGUUGCUAUUGCUUAUGGGUUCAAUAACAUCCCAAAAAGUAAACCUGCAUCUUUGCAGCCUCUACCACUAAAUGAGUUCAGUGACCUUAUCAGAGCAGAGAUUGCAAUGACUGGGUUCACGGAGGUACUUACGUGGAUCCUAUGUUCUUAUAAAGAGAACUUUUCCAUGUUAAAGCGUGAAGAUGAUAAAUCUACCGCUGUUAUCAUCGGAAAUCCCCGUUCAACUGAUUUUGAGGUUGUACGAACCAGUCUUAUGCCUGGUCUUUUGAAAACUGUUGGACAUAAUAAAGAUCAUCCAAAGCCCAUAAAGAUAUUUGAAGUAGGUGAUGUAUCAUUACUGGAUAAUGCAAAAGAUGUUGGCGCAAGAAAUCAUCGUCAUCUUGCUGCUCUAUAUUGCAGUGCCAAUUCUGGGUUUGAGUUGAUCCAUGGUUUGGUCGACAGAAUUAUGGAAGUCAUAGGGGCUCCUUUUGUUUCAGUUGGCGUUGAAACUGGGUAUUACAUAAAAUGUUCAGAUAAUCCAGAGUUUCUUACUGGUAGACAAGCUCACNUCAUCGUCAUCUUGCUGCUCUAUAUUGCAGUGCCAAUUCUGGGUUUGAGGACUUUACAANUUCAUCCCGAGGUUUUGAAUAACUUUGACAUUCCUGAUCCAUGUUCCUUUGUCGAACUUAGCAUCGAGAGCUUUCUAUAGUAUUCAUUCUACAGUUGACGAGUUUCUGGGUUCACCUCUGCUAAGUUUCACAGGAUACUCCAAACACCAUAUGCAUUUGCACGCCAGGUUUCGAAAAUUUGAAGGCCUUUUUUUUUUCUCUUCGUUUCAAGCUCUCAUCAUAAGGAUUACAUUUGAAACUUUGGCCAUUUGUAGUGUAUUUUUUAUGGCUAACC
Cucurbita pepo subsp. pepo (vegetable marrow) is the source of this 2066-nucleotide messenger RNA. The record is from RefSeq and is a predicted model, not a curated record. NCBI's taxonomy places the organism in Eukaryota, Viridiplantae, Streptophyta, Magnoliopsida, Cucurbitales, Cucurbitaceae.